AAGACCACGAGAAUGCGGGUGGGUGGUUAAAAUUUCACAAACAAACAAAAAAAAAACUAGUUUUUUGUAUAAAAGUGUAAAAAGAAUUUGUGUCCAAAAUGAAUUUGUGGAUAAUUCUCAUUGUUUGUUGGUACGGAAUUUUGUGUGAAGUCGGAUGUCGGAGUGUCCAUAGAUACAAACAAGCCCCACAAAAUCUCUUCGACGAGAAGAACAAAGAACAUUGGCAGCUGCAAGCGCAAUGGACAUUGCGUUCGAAGGUUUUAGCUCCUUUAAACAAGAAAGUAGCUAAGAAUGUCAUCUUAUUUCUUGGGGACGGCAUGAGCAUUACAACGCUCGCCGCCACGAGAGCAUACCUCGGCCAGCAGCGGGGACUAAAUGGUGAAGAGCUCAAACUGAGUUUCGAAAUUUUCCCGUACACCGGCUUAGCUAAGACGUAUUGUGUAGAUAAUAACGUAGCGGACUCUGCGUGUAGUGGUACCGCGUAUCUGACUGGAGUGAAGGCCAACAGUGGAACUGUAGGUCUUACCGCCGCCGUCAAGAGAGGAGACUGCGAAGGACAAAUUGAAGGCAGACAUUCUGUCACCGGACUUAUGGAUUGGGCGCAACGGGCCGUCAAAUCUACUGGUCUCGUGACCACAACACGAGUGACCCACGCCACUCCCGCCGCCGCAUACGCUCAUUCAGCCGAUAGGAGAUGGGAAGCUGACACCGAUCUUCCAAGCAAAGGCCCUCGCUGCGAUGACAUAGCGACGCAAUUAGUUAGAGGACGUAUCGGCAGUAAAAUUGAUGUGGUCCUUGGUGGAGGUCGACACAAUUUCUAUCCUAAAAACGAGAUAGACCCCGAAGGAUACUCCGGUUAUCGAAGCGAUGGUGUCAAUCUAGCAAGGGAAUGGUUGAUUAAGAAGAAAUCGCAGGGACGCACCCCGAAAUACCUUUACAAUAGAAACGACUUACUGAAUCUUAAAGUCAACGAAUACGACAGCUUAUUAGGUUUGUUCAGCCCUGAUCACAUGCCGUAUCAUUUGGAAGCUGACGGUGAUGAUCCGACGCUGACGGAAAUGACUAGGAAAGCCAUUGAAAUGCUGUCGAAAAACAAAAACGGAUUUUUCUUGUUCGUUGAAGGUGGAAGAAUAGACACGGCGCAUCACGAAACGAAAGCUCGCAAAGCUUUGGAUGAGACAGCAGAGUUCGCGAAAGCCGUUGAAGCGGCCGUCAGGAUGGUGGACGCCGAAGAGACCCUAAUCGUUGUGACAUCGGACCACAGUCAUACGAUGACAUACAGUGGAUACAGUAAGAGAGGCACCGAUAUCCUAGGAUUUACCAAUAAGCUGAACGCAUCAGACAGUCUUCCGUAUACAACAUUAAGCUACGCCAACGGCCCGGGAUAUAAGCCACACGAGAAGUUUUUGAGACACAAUCUUAUGCUUGACGAUAUAAAUCAUCUGAACUUCACCUAUCCAUCGCUGGUGCCCAUAGUUCGCGAGACCCACGGCGGAGAGGAUGUCGCUGUCUACGCCACGGGACCAUGGUCUCAUCUCUUCACCGGCAACUACGAACAGAAUUAUCUUCCUCAUGCGAUCGCCUACGCAGCUUGCAUUGGAAACGGCCUGACGUCGUGUCAAUCGCUAUAAAGGACAAUGCCCAUUUUCUUUGGGCGUUUGGGCCCCUAAAAAAAGUUAU
Bombyx mandarina (wild silkworm) is the source of this 1680-nucleotide messenger RNA. Its product is annotated as membrane-bound alkaline phosphatase. Gene Ontology annotation, biological process: dephosphorylation. The record is from RefSeq and is a predicted model, not a curated record. Gene Ontology annotation, molecular function: alkaline phosphatase activity. NCBI's taxonomy places the organism in Eukaryota, Metazoa, Arthropoda, Insecta, Lepidoptera, Bombycidae.